AUGAAAGUGAAGGACAAGCUUUGGGCAGUUCUCGGGUCACUCAGAGACCAUUGCACCAGUAAUAGAGCUGUGAUCUCUAAUCAGAAGAUUCUCUCCGACAUAGAGGCUGCCAUUGUACGGUGCACCGACCACCACGACGUACCCAUCGAUGAGAAGUAUGUACAUGAGAUUCUCUUCAUAGUCUCAAAUGCUCCUGGGUCGAUCACCUUCCUUGCAAGAAGGAUGUCUAUGAAGCUCGAGACUGCGCGAGACCCAGUGGAAGCUCUCAAGACCCUUGUUCUACUCCAUCGUCUCCUUCGCGGGGGUGACCGCUACUUCGAGCAAGAUUUACGCAGCUCAUGGUCUUCCAGAGACCUCCGACUGGAUUUAUCAUGGUGUGCAGGAGCUCCAGACUUCUCUCACACCUUUCUCCUUAACUACUCGUUGUUUCUCGAAGAAAGGUUGGGAUGGAUCAUAAACCAAGCUGGUAUGCUGGAGCCAGUUAGACCAUCACGCUCCAGCUUCCAGUCUUAUGAGGAGGAGGCAGCUGAAUCGGUCUUGCGUAGAUUGAUGAAAUGCCAAGUGUUUCUCGACCGGGUCAUGGCCUGUUUGCCGGUGGACAUUUCAUGCAUAAGCCGUGUGACGCAGUCAGCUGUCUGCAUAAUCUUGAGAGAGAGCUUCCGAGUCUAUGACAGCUUCUGUGAGGGGGUACAGAUUGUGGUGAGCUCCUUCUUUGAUCUUGAGGAAUCCGUAAGAGUCUUAGCUCUUGACAUCCUUAAGAAAGCUUGCAGCCAAACCCCCCAACUUCAUGAAUUCUACGAUAACUGCAAGAGAGCCAUAGUGGGCAAGAACUUGGACUACCCUUCUGUUCGAAUUAUUACGGCCGCGCAGAUUUCAUCAAUGGAAGAGUUCUUGCCCGCCAAGCACAAUAAAACAGUUUCGGUUGCAUUUGAGGAUGCUAAGUUGACGGGAAGGAGCAGAGAAGAAGAGUGCGCAGUGCAAGAAACUAAGUUGCCUCUAUUUUCUCAAAAACUAGAAACAAAGAUAAGCACGGUGUGGGUCGAAUUCGACGAAGAAGACUCGCAAGCUUCUUCUACCUUCUCCUUUGUGGGGCCUGACAACCGGUCAGCAACUGUCGCUGAUGAUUUGCCAACUGAAGGGGAGAGUUCGACAACAGGAAAGCCAUGCAUCUACUAUAAUUAA
This is a messenger RNA of Phoenix dactylifera (date palm), 1182 nucleotides long. The record is from RefSeq and is a predicted model, not a curated record. Lineage: Eukaryota; Viridiplantae; Streptophyta; Magnoliopsida; Arecales; Arecaceae.